AUGAAGACCUUCAAGACUAUCAGCGCUCUCGCAGCACUUCUCCAACCAGCAGUCGCUAACCUCGAUGUUGUUACUCUUUUUGCCAAGGCUGAUGCCUACAUCCAAGAAGCUUCAGCAACGCUUGUGCUAGGCGAUGUCCCUCUAUCAAACAGUGGCGACGUUGCUCUUUGGAGCGCUAUUAUGAUGCAAAACGAAGCGUCAUUUUUGCAGGGAGUUACUCAGAACUCGCCUGAAGGCCUCGGAUACUGUUCGAAUCUUGGGAACAAGUGGUGCAACUUUGCAUAUGCACUGAUUGGCUCCGAGGCCAAAAACGGCACCCCUGUCAAGGCAACCCCCGGAUCCCGAGUCAAGACUCACUGUAGAACUGUUAUCGAACAUCCGGCUAACUUACCUUUCGAUAAACUCAACUCCAAAACUCAGAUGUGGGAUCAGAACCUCUACAUCGACGAUGAGCUCGUUUCCACUGUUUCAACUAGUAAGGGAGAACACGGAGAAAUCUUCUACAUUUCUAUCGAAUGCGCUGCAGGCACUUGCUCUACUGCUCCGGCCCAUAGCUGGGAGGAUGUUUCCAUUGUACUGAGCACAGCCGAUGCCAGUUUUGGCCAGACUGGAGGCUGGGAUCAAGGUGCGACUGGGGGAGAUAUGUCUACUCCAGAUGGUGGAAAGACUUGGGAUAUCACCACACUUGAGAUUCCUGCUACUGAUGUGCAGCAUUAG
Molecule: messenger RNA, 717 nt
Organism: Fusarium oxysporum Fo47
Lineage: Eukaryota; Fungi; Ascomycota; Sordariomycetes; Hypocreales; Nectriaceae
Exons: 6
Coding region: 1-717 (238 amino acids)
Source: RefSeq, a predicted model, not a curated record